AUGUCUGCGACAAAGAAGCUCGUCGUCUGCGGAGGAACUGGGUUUCUGGGCUCUCGAAUCUGCAAAUAUGCUGUGGCAAGAGGCUGGGAUGUGACUUCCAUCAGCCGUUCCGGAGACCCCCGAUGGGACACCAUCACCUCGUCCCCUUCUCCCCCUCCGUGGGCACACAAGGUCAGCUGGGAGCGCGGUGACAUUCUCCGUCCGGCUACGUACGCUCCUCUGCUCAACGGCGCCGACUAUGUCGUCCACAGUAUGGGCAUCCUCCUCGAAGCCGACUACAAGGGCGCCAUCUCGGGCAAGGAGUCGCCCAUCAGUGGCCUCCGGAAAGCCUUUGCGCCUGUCCGCGACCGUGGUGUCGAUCCGCUGCAGCGAGGACAAGGCGAGGAUAUCAAGCCUCCCAACCCCAAGGACCAGUUCUCAUAUGAGAUCAUGAACCGUGACAGCGCCGUCACUCUAGCGAAGCACGCCGCGGCGGCGAAUGUGAGCUCCCUCUGCUACAUCUCUGCUGCUGGAGGAGCGCCUGUCCUUCCUCAACGCUACAUCUCGACCAAGCGAGAGGCCGAAGUCACCAUUGCCACCAAGUUCCCUCAGCUAAGGGGCAUCUUUAUCCGACCCUCCUUCAUGUUCGAUAGCUCGCGCCCCGUCACGAUGCCACUUGCUGCCAUGGUCGGCUUGGGUACUGCCUUUAACGAUCUUACCGGCAACUACUUCAAGACCUUUAUGGGUGCGGCUGGCGUCAAGCCGAUGAAGGUAGAGACUGUCGCCGAGGCUGUGGUUGAGGCCCUGGGCGACGAGAGCGUCAAGGGCGCGCUCGAAGUGCCCGAGAUUGAGGAGCUUGCCAGCAAGGCAUGGAGGAAAACAAUGUUGUAG
Fusarium keratoplasticum is the source of this 870-nucleotide messenger RNA. RefSeq names its product Epimerase domain-containing protein. Gene Ontology annotation, cellular component: mitochondrion. The transcript is spliced from 2 exons. Gene Ontology annotation, molecular function: protein-containing complex binding. The record is from RefSeq and is a predicted model, not a curated record. The coding region runs from base 1 to 870 and encodes 289 amino acids. NCBI's taxonomy places the organism in Eukaryota, Fungi, Ascomycota, Sordariomycetes, Hypocreales, Nectriaceae.